UCCUAACCUCAUUCAAAAUUGAAAUCAUAACACUGUGGUAAUUUUAAGACUGUUAUUGUAAUUUGUAACUGUUUUUAAAAGUAUUUUAUUAAAUUAGUCAAUAUGUCAGUACCUUUGUAAUUAUCGUGCUUUUUAAAAUUUAAUUUACAAUUAUUACAGCCACUUAAAGUGAUAAGAUAAUGUUUUAACCUGAAUAAUUUUAAGAUAAACGCCCUCCAAUUAAUGUGAAUACUCAAUAAAUAAUUAACCACAGUAAUGCUUUUUGUGUGAAAUACUGCAAAAUAUAACAACUGAAACGUGCAGAAUGUCCCAACUGUUGGAUAAAUUACGUAAAUUUGAUGCCUAUCCAAAAACAUUGGAAGACUUUAGAAUUAAAACAUAUGGAGGGGCAGCAGUGACCAUUAUCAGUGUUACAAUUAUUAUUUUAUUGUUUUGGACUGAGCUCAAUGACUAUUUAAAGCCUAAUGUAAGAGAAGAUUUGUUUGUGGAUACUUCAAGAAAUCCCAAUCUCCAAAUCAAUUUGGACAUUGUAGUCCCUGGUAUCUCAUGUAGCUUUUUAUCUCUUGAUGCAAUGGAUUCAUCUGGAGAACAACAUUUACAAAUUCAACACAAUAUUUAUAAACGUAGAUUAGAUUUAAAAGGGAAUCCUAUUCAGGAACCUGUUAAGGAAGAAAUUACAGUUCGGGUUAAAGAGGAAACUACAAUAAAAGCUACAAAUGAAUCUGUAAAAUGUGGCAGUUGUUAUGGUGCAAAAGAGGGUUGUUGUAAUACGUGUAGCGAAGUAAGGGAGGCUUACAGGGAAAAACGUUGGGCUUUCCCAGAAAAUCCGGAAUCUAUUGAGCAGUGUAAAGGCGAAAAUGCAAGCGAAGUAACAAAAGAGGCCUUAAACGAAGGCUGCCAAAUUUAUGGCACUUUAGUAGUCAACAGAGUCGCUGGAAGGUUUCAUAUUGCGCCCGGUAGCAGUUUUAGUAUUAACCACAUACACGUCCACAACAUACAGCCAUUGGCUUCGUCGUCUUUUAAUGCAAGCCACAAAAUAAAUAGUUUAACAUUCGGCACUAAUAUUGAUGGUCAAGCUCAUGAUCCCCUGAAAAAUACAUUUGCCAUUGCUAAGGAAGGUGCAACUAUGUUUCAGUACUACAUAAAAAUAGUUCCAACGCAAUAUGUUAAAAAAGACGGUUCAAUAAUUUGGUCUAAUCAGUAUUCCGUCACGAAACAUCACAAGGUAAUUUCUGUAAUGUCUGGAGAAUCAGGAAUGCCAGGCGCUUUUUUUGAGUAUGAACUCUCACCCCUCAUGGUAAAAUAUACCGAAAAUGAACGCUCUUUUGGUCAUUUCAUGACGAAUUUAUGCGCAAUUAUAGGCGGAGUUUAUACAGUAGCGGGGCUCAUAGAUUCUUUAUUUUAUAAUUCCAUGAGAAUUUUAAAGAAAAUUGAAUUAGGCAAAUUACAUUGAUGUGAAUAAUUUAUGUAGUAGUAUUUAUUUUCAACUAUUAUGUGGGUUUUAUAAAAAAAAGGUCUAAAAUUACUUAUUUUAAUAUGGUCAGUUGUUUUAAAUGAAGUAUUACAGUUGUUUCGAUUAUAGAUAAUUAAUUUUUUAUUGAUAACUUUUCAAUUUUUACUUGAAAAUAAUUGGGUUGCCAAUCGUUAGGCAUCUCUAUAUUAUAUUACCUUAUUAACUAAAAAUCCUGAUAAAAGACGUCUCUAAAGCAAUUUUAAAUUUUAUCUAUCAAUUGGCGUGUAACUGUUAUUAAAUAAAUAUUAUCAUUUAAUUAUUUAAAUGUAACUGUGAUUGAUGGGUUUUUUUAUAUCGCUGUGAUUCCUAAAUAUCUUUUAUAUUUGAUUGUGAUUUUCCUUAAAUCCCAUAAAAUAAAAUUUGUACUUGACUGUGA
Messenger RNA from Agrilus planipennis (emerald ash borer), 1889 nucleotides. RefSeq names its product endoplasmic reticulum-Golgi intermediate compartment protein 3. The record is from RefSeq and is a predicted model, not a curated record. Gene Ontology annotation, cellular component: COPII-coated ER to Golgi transport vesicle; Golgi membrane; endoplasmic reticulum membrane. NCBI's taxonomy places the organism in Eukaryota, Metazoa, Arthropoda, Insecta, Coleoptera, Buprestidae. The coding region runs from base 305 to 1453 and encodes 382 amino acids. The transcript has 6 exons. Gene Ontology annotation, biological process: retrograde vesicle-mediated transport, Golgi to endoplasmic reticulum; endoplasmic reticulum to Golgi vesicle-mediated transport.